AAUGCAAUAGGCUGCACAAUCAGGGGAGAUGCUAGGUGCAAUUGAACGCUUUGAAAUGGAGUACAAAAGCAUUAAAAAAGGUUGGGACUUGGGAGCGAAAGAAUUAUGGGAUCAAAUGGUUAAGAUGCGAACUGAGACAACCCUUCCUGAUGGGAAUCGAACUAUGAAUGAUGAUGAAAUAUGUGCAAAGGUUCUUGGAGUAAAAUCAGGCUACAUCAAGGGUUGUGGUUUCGGCCCUAGGCCUCCACCAUCUAGCACUUCUCGAUCAUCACUAGAUGAAAUGUCUGAGAAGAAUAAAGAGUUAGAAGAUAAACUUGAAGAGACCCAAGAUACUAUAAAGGCUCAACAAGAAAAGAUUGAUGCACAAAACGUGCUGAUCCAAGAAUUGCAGGAGCAAGGCAAAAAGUUUGAGCAGUUCAUGGCAACCUUUAUGAACCAACAAGCAUCAAGUUAGUUAUGCGUAUCUAGGAUUUAGUAUCAGUUAAACAAGUUCAUUGAUUUUUGGAUCAUUUUUAGUUCAGUAUUGACUUUAGACUAUUCCAAUUAGUAGUUAUGGUAGACAACAUUAUGAAUUAUUAUUUUGUUUAUUGUUUAACUAGUUUUGAAUAAGAAUCCUCUUUUUAGAAUAAAAUAAUAUGUAUC
Messenger RNA from Rosa rugosa (rugosa rose), 642 nucleotides. RefSeq lists its product as uncharacterized. The record is from RefSeq and is a predicted model, not a curated record. Bases 29 to 454 code for a protein of 141 amino acids. NCBI's taxonomy places the organism in Eukaryota, Viridiplantae, Streptophyta, Magnoliopsida, Rosales, Rosaceae. The transcript is spliced from 2 exons.